AUGAGGUUCAUCUACAGGUGUUUGUGUUUCGCCUCUGUGCUGAAGAUCGUGUUGCCGGCACCGGCGAAUGGGUUCGUCUUCCCUGACGAUAGGAGGCAACAAAAGAAACUAGAACCAGUGAUCACACCACCAGUUCUACCCGUUUUAGAACAUUUGGAGCGUGAUCCUAGUACACUAUUACCAAGCGAACGGAAACCUAGUCAAUUCAAACCGAGAUUUGGUUUUGGUGGAGGUUUCAAUGUGGCUCCGUCUGGAACCGGGGGGCUUACAGCGAGUAUUAGUAGCAGCGGUAAUGGAGGUGGAGCCAGUCAUUCAGCAUCGCAGUCCUUCUCUUUCGGAUUCAACGAAGGCUUCAGUGCAUCACACUCCGCAAGCCAAGCUUCAUCGUUUAAUGGUUUUGGAAGUGGUUUCAGCGGCAGUCAAGCGAGUAGCCAAGCUGCCUCAUUCGCUGGCUCCGGACAGUCCGUCUCAGGAGCUGCUUCGUCUGCAUCAGCAAUAGGCGGCUUUGGAGGAAACUUCGGCAGUCAAAGCCAAAGCGCUUCAUCAGCUUUCGGUUUUAAUUCACUGAACGGAUUCCAACAGCCUAACGUCUUCGGAGACGGGCUCCUGGACAUCAGGCACAGAGGCGCGCCGAACUUCCCUCAAUUUCCUACAUUUACCGGAAGAAGCAAAGGAAUAGGCGCAGCAGCCUUCAGGACGGGGAAGACCGAUGGUCCUUCUAUAAGAAGUGGAGACGAUUUCUUAGCUGUACUUGUGUCUAACUAA
Molecule: messenger RNA, 765 nt
Organism: Arctia plantaginis
Lineage: Eukaryota; Metazoa; Arthropoda; Insecta; Lepidoptera; Erebidae
Source: the annotation of a GenBank genome assembly